AUGCUCCAAAUCCCGGUCUUCAACCCGCCUCCGCCAUCCCCCUCCCCGCUUCCGUACUUCUACCAGCCGCCGAAGCGCGUAGCGGCGCCGCAGCCCGCGCAGCCGCAGAAGAAGCAGCAGCGCCGGAGGCGGCACAGAGUAUGGGACGACCUCCCCACGCCGAUCGUGUACGAGAAGUACGAACCGAAGGCGCCGGUAGCGGCGGGUGAGAAGGCGAGCCGGUCCGACGCGUUCACGGAGAUUCCGCUGAGCAAUCCCGUAAGCGAGGAGCCGAAAGCAAAUCCCUCAAAACUCGAGUCGCUGAUUGUUCGCGCAUCUGACGCGUCGCUCUCAACCUCCUCCUUCUCGUCUUCGGGAAGUUCCGAUAUGCGCCUCUUCCCUAGUAGCAGCAGCUCUGAUAGUGGGCGCAGCGUGAGCAGCGCGAGCAGCGCAGGCAGCAGCGAGCGCGGCGCAGUGUACAGUUUGGGCCGGAAGCAGCGUAGCCACAGGGACGGGUGCGUGUGCGUCGUCGAUACCUCUCUCCUCUGGUCCUCCCUCGUCUCUUCACUCUUCCGCCCUUCUCUCCCCGCGCUCCCCGCGCCUUCCGCCGCAACCAGCGCCGCGCUUCCCGGACCAGCGGUCUACCCCGUGCUCCUUUCCUUGCAGUCGUCCACCGCCGAAAGCUCUGGCUAUGAUCUCACAUCACCUGCUCCUCGGGUGCCAAGCACAGACGCUGCCGAGCCGCAGGAGGGUCAGUACAUUCCUCCCAAGGAAUACAAGACCAUUGCAGUCAUCAACAGUCCAAAGCUCCUCCCAAGCACCGCCCUGCACGCGCAGUUCAUCACCGCCCGCCUCCGCAACGACCUUUACCUGCGCCGGGCCUUCCGAGCCUCCGUGCUCCGGUUCUCCCCGAGCCUCGUCGUCACGCUCGGGGACCUCUUCCAGUCCGGAGCUGAUGCCACUUACCCCCUCUUUCGAGCAGAAGCUAGUCGUUACCACCACGUGUUUCAGACACACGACCCGUUUCUCGACCCGCACACCUGGGAGAGGCGGCGACGGCAGCAGAUGGAGCGAGAGAGAGGGAGGGAGAAGGAGAGGGAGAACAGGGAGGAGAGGGAAUCAAAGAAUGGCCAAGGAGGGGCUAAUGAGGAGGACCAAAGAGCGGCUGGCGUGGGGAGGAGCGUUUGGGAGUGGUGGGGGAAGUGGCAUCCGGGGAAGGGGGGAGUGAACGUGCACAUGCGGACGGAUUUGGCUCAAGUGGCGGGAGAGAGAGACGUGGGGUUCAGCAGCACACAGAGGCAGCAGCACGAGAACAAGGACGAGGAAGUGUAUACCGCCCCCUCCUCUUCUGCCCCUCUUCUGCGCCACCUCUUCUUCCCUAUCCCACCUCUGCCUCUUCCCCUGACUCACCUCCCCUCGUUCCAUCUGCUUAUCAGUGGGCAGUUCGCUUUGAGCGUGCGCUUUGAGCGGUAUGUGGGGGCGCUGAACUUCCACAACAAGGUGGGGGCGGUGCGGGUGGUGGGGAUAGCAGAACAGCCUCCCUCUGUGUCUCACCCCCCUUUUAUUCCCCUCCUCUUCUGCCUCUUCCCUGCUUGCCCAACCUCCCGGCAUCCCAUCAGCUGGCAGUACGUUUUGAGCGUUGGAGCGCUGAACUUCCAUGACAAGGUGGGGGCAGUGAGGGUGGUGGGCGCGGUGCGGGUGGUGGGCGCGGUGCGGGUGGUGGGCGCGGUGCGGGUGGUGGGGUUGAACGAACGGCCUCCCUCAGCGUCUCACCCUCCUCUUCUUCCCCUCCUCUCAUGCCUUUUGCUGCGUGCCACCUUCCAGCUGGCAGUGCGUUUUGAGCGGUAUGUUGGGGCGCUGAACUUCCACGACAAGCUGGCAGUGCGCUUUGAGCGGUAUGUUGGAGCGCUGAACUUCCACGACAAGGUGGGAGCGGUGAGGGUGGUGGGGGUGACUGAACGGCCUCCCCUUAGAGGUUUUUCCUCCCCUUCCGCCUCUUGCCCUGCCUGUUCCAUCCAUCAGCUGGCAGUGCGCUUCGAGCGGUAUGUAGGAGCGCUGAACUUCCACGACAAGGUGGGCGCGGUGAGGGUGGUGGGGGUGAACGGGUUGGCUCUGGACGGCCACAGGCAGCGCAACAACAGCACGAAGCAGCUGGAGGAGUUCCUGCAGAGCCUGCCAGACCAUGGUGAGAUGAUGUGCAUGUACUCCCUCAAGGUGGGGGCAGUGCGAGCAGAGAGGGUGGUGGGGGUGAACGGGUUGGCUCUGGACGGCCACUGGCAGCGCAACAACAGCACGAGGCAGCUGGAGGAGUUCCUGCAGAGCCUCCCAGAGCAUGGUAUGGUGCCCAGGCGUCCUCACUCCAGCUCAUCCUCUUACCUGUUCAUCUCUUGGUCACUUCUUCUCUUCUUCCCUUCUCAUCCUCUGUUCCUCUCUGCCAUCUCUUCCUCUCGUCUCUGCACUGUUGCUCUGCUGCAGGUGCCCAGGCGUCCUCACUCCCGCUCAUCCUCUUACCUGUUCAUCUCUUGGUCACUUCUUCUCUUCUUCCCUUCUCAUCCUCUGUUCCUCUCUGCCAUCUCUUCCUCUCGUCUCUGCACUGUUGCUCUGCUGCAGGUGCCCAGGCGUCCUCACUCCCGCUCAUCCUCUUACCUGUUCAUCUCUUGGUCACUUCUUCUCUUCUUCCCUUCUCAUCCUCUGUUCCUCUCUGCCAUCUCUUCCUCUCGUCUCUGCACUGUUGCUCUGCUGCAGGUGCCCAGGCGUCCUCACUCCCGCUCAUCCUCUUACCUGUUCAUCUCUUGGUCACUUCUUCUCUUCUUCCCUUCUCAUCCUCUGUUCCUCUCUGCCAUCUCUUCCUCUCGUCUCUGCACUGUUGCUCUGCUGCAGGUGCCCAGGCGUCCUCACUCCCGCUCAUCCUCUUUUCACACCUGCCGCUCCACUCCCCCACCGACCUCCCCUGUGGAGCCAACCCACAAGGCCAAGCACUGCGGUGUGCUUGAUCCCCAAUGUGACUGGGACAAGGACGGGGAGGUUAGGUACCAGGAUGCCAUAUCAAAGGAAGGGUCCAACCACCUGCUUCAGCUGCUGAGACCGGCUCUGGUGGUGUCAGGCCAUGCAGAGGCAACCUGCUGGCAGCAGCGGCAGGUGGGGGGGACGCCCAGAGGGAACAGCAGCUCGGGUGCUGCUGCUUGGGACGUGGUCGAGCUGUCUCUCCCAACCUUCAACUUCAUCCACAGCACACACACCAUCACCCAACCGCCCGCCUGUGUGCGACCGCAAAUGAAAUCUUCUCCUCUUCCCUGUGUUUUCCAAUCACUCCUCCCUGCCGCGCGCGUGUACUUCCUCCUCUCGCUCCUCUCCUGCCUUGCCUUCCUCCUGCUGCCCUCACGAGGCGUCUCCUGGGCGUCCCUGGCAGCGCUGGCAGCGCGCGUGGCAGCAGCGAGCAGAGAGGCAUGGACACUCCCCAAGCUGAAAGCAGAUGGGGAUUGGGAGGGGGAGCUGGAGCCCAUGUUUGACACGGAUGGCAACAUGGUGCUUGUAAGGAGGGCGACUCCGAGACUUCCAGACACCAUGCCCUCUUCAGUCACAUCUGAUAGGAGACCUGGCGGGGCACAGCUAAGGGCAUCCCGGCAACAGGGGUCGCAUGAUUCGUUAAUGGACGCCGGUGGCAGCUCCGGCGUUCCUCGAAUCGGAUCAUUCACAGACGUCUCAAAAGACGGUGCUACAGCAUCUGGAGGUGGUGGUGGUGGUGAAUCAGGAGGCGAUGGGUUAAUGGCGACGCUUGCCAAGGGGGCGAACCUGACGCCCAAGAUUGCUUUUCUUCGCUUGCUACGGGCGAUAGGGCCGCUUACGCUGUUGGUGGGCAGUCAGCUUGCUUUGUAUUUGGGGCUUCUCGCAAAGGACUGGAGCUAG
Closterium sp. NIES-65 is the source of this 3885-nucleotide messenger RNA. The record is from the annotation of a GenBank genome assembly. NCBI's taxonomy places the organism in Eukaryota, Viridiplantae, Streptophyta, Zygnematophyceae, Desmidiales, Closteriaceae.